AUGUCUGUCCCAACUGAAAAUACCAAAAGCACGACCGUAGAGAGCGUGCCCGAAUCUCCCACCACAGCCAGACCGCUAGAGAUGGACGACGACGACGUUCAAGAGACCCCGGCCCUGGGUGACGAGUCUACCCAGAAACCUUCAACCACCACGACCUCUACUACCACCACCGCUGCUCCCGCCGCCACGGAGGAGACAGCGCCGCCCAAACCUCCGCGCCCCAUGACAGAGCAACAGAAGAACGUGCAAGUCUUGAAGGAGGCUUUCCCGACUGUGGAGGAAUCGGUGAUCAAGGCUGUGCUCAGAGCGAGCAACGGACGUGUUGAGCCUGCUUUCAACGCUCUUCUUGAAAUGACCGACCCAGACGCGGUGCAGCGCGAGGAGCAGCCGCCACCGCCACCUCCCCGACCGGUCGCGGAGCCCCAUGGUCUCAGCUCCACAUCGCAGUCACAACUUGAGGCCGACGAGGAGUAUGCCCGACAGUUGGCACAACAGUACGAGAAUGUCGGAUCCUACGAGGCCAGGACGAGCAGUCGCUCUGGCCCGGGUGGCUACUCCUCGAGACCUCGACAGGAGACGGGACUCAAGCCCAAUGAGAUGUACGACAAGGAGCACAGCUUCCUUGACGAUGACCUGCCCGUCAUCAAAGAGAACCUGCGGAAGGGCUUCCUCGAGACCCAGACCAAGGUCAACUCGUGGUUCAACAACUUGAAGAAGCGGAUAGACGAGGAGUUCACCGAAGAGGACGACGAGCGCCGCCAGCAACGGACGCAGAUGGGCCCCCGACAGGGCGGCGACAGGAAUAGGCGCAGCGGUGACUAUGACCGCUACGACGCUGACCCGGAACUGCUGAGCGAUGACUUCGCUGGCAUGCGCUUCCAUCAGGACGGAACCCCAGCCCAUGACCCCAACAGGCCUCUGGCCAACCCCAACCUCUUCCGCCCUCCCGCGUCCUCACCGUCUCCCAAGCCGGGCAGCGAGCGCAAGGUAGCCUUCCGCGACAACGUCGAGGACAUAGACGCCUACGGCGCCUCCCCCAAGCUCCCGCCCAAGGACAACGUCCCCGGCGGCGGCACAGCGUCGCCAGGCGCCGCCAAGGCCAGCAAGUGGCAGCCGCUGUCGACGGUGGAGCCGAGCCCCAUCGCCGAGAACGACCCCUUCAGCCUCGGCGACAGCGAGGACGAGCGCGACGCCGCGGCCGGCGGCGCCAACAAGGACAAGAGGAGCGGCAGCGCCGGCGCCGGCGCCGGCGGUGGCGAGAUCAAGAUGGAGGACUCGGAGCGCCUGCGCCAGGCGGCCGCCGAGGCCAUGGCCGACAGCCUCGUCGACGACGACAGCAACAAGAAGCCCGCCAAGGCGGGCGACGACAAGGCUGCGCCGGCGCCGGCGAAGAAGGACUAG
Molecule: messenger RNA, 1401 nt
Organism: Thyridium curvatum
Lineage: Eukaryota; Fungi; Ascomycota; Sordariomycetes; Thyridiales; Thyridiaceae
Exons: 4
Coding region: 1-1401 (466 amino acids)
Biological process (GO): ubiquitin-dependent protein catabolic process
Cellular component (GO): cytoplasm
Molecular function (GO): ubiquitin binding; ubiquitin conjugating enzyme binding
Source: RefSeq, a predicted model, not a curated record